UGGUUCUGCUUGGCCCGGCCCAGGUGUGGAAGGUUUGCCACAGACGCACGGGUGAGAAACGGUCUGUCGCAAGCUCGAACACAUCCACCCCCGCGAGGGGGCUGAUCAGAGAUCAUCGGGCUCCAAUUAUGGAAGGCAGCAAAUCGGAUCCACCGUCGUUCUGCUUCAUGCGGGGGUCUGACCCUCGAGCAGCUACGUGUCGUGGUAAGCUGCAGAACAAGCGGUGCAAACUAAACCAGGAGAUCAACAAGGAGCUAAGGUUGCGGGCCGGUGCCGAAAAUCUGUACAAAGCGACCACGAAUAAGAAGCUUAAGGACACGGUCGCACUCGAGCUGAGCUUUGUCAACUCGAACCUACAGCUACUGAAGGAGCAGCUUUCGGAGCUCAACUCGUCGGUGGAGAUCUACCAGAGCGAUGGACUGGACUACGUCAUACCGAUGAUACCACUCGGUUUAAAGGAGACGAAAGAGGUGAACUUUAUGGAAGCGUUUUCGGACUUCAUUCUGGAGCACUACAGCGAAAAUUCACACACCUACGAGGACGCCAUUGCCGAUAUUACUGACACGAGACAGGCCGCCAAAACACCGACCCGAGAUCUGCAAGGCGUGUCACUGCUAUUCCGCUACUACAAUCUGUUGUAUUACGUCGAGAGGCGCUUCUUUCCGCCGGACCGGAACCUGGGCGUGUACUUUGAGUGGUAUGACUCACUUACGGGAGUGCCAUCGUGCCAGCGGACCGUAGCAUUCGAGAAAGCAUGCAUACUGUUCAACCUGGCCGCCAUUUAUACGCAGAUCGGCGCCAAGCAGGACCGAUCGUCCGAGCUGGGCCUCGAUGCGGCGGUUGAUAACUUUUUACGUGCGGCUGGCGUGUUCCGGCAUAUCUUCGAUACCUUCACGAACGCUCCUUCGAUGGACCUUAAACCACAGGUGCUGGAAGUACUAGUGGCUCUAAUGUUGGCGCAAGCCCGAGAGUGUUUGUACGAAAAGCUUCUGCUACAAUUAGAAAAGUAUACGAAUGAGCUGGAAAGUGUACAGAGCCAUCGAGAUUUGUCCGGUGAAGCAACCCAGCUAGCACUAGAGUACCGCGAGAUUCAUCGGAUAAUCCAUAGCAACGAGGCACACACCUACCUGCCAGAGUGCUGGGCUGGACUAGUGCCCCUGAAGUCAGAAUACUAUAAAGCAUUAGCACACUACCAUACAGCCAAAUCGGUAUCAGCAGCAUCGGAGUCGAGCAUAAAAGAGAAUAAUGACAGAAGCACGAACACCGGCAAACAACGCAAAGACCAUAGCCACCAGUCACAGGACACAUUCAUCUUCGACGAAACGUCACUGGAUGCAGACCUCGACCCAAGGGCGCUGCGACGUGCUCACCUGCGUGAAUCAUUGUCCAACCACGAGGAGGCCCAGCGGUUGCAACGCAUGUGCCGUGAGCUCAAAAACAAAAUUGCGCUCACGAAAGUGUUGAACUACGCGCACGAACGUACCAGCGAGGAACUGGAGAUGGAGCGCGGCUGCAUGGCGGCAGCAGAGGACAGUACUCCGCUCGACGAGUCUGACCUCGACCCACUGGUCGACGUGACGCUGAACACAGCGUCGAAGUUUACGAUAUCGCUAACCGGGCCCGACUUCACUGCACACAAGAUCGAAGAUCCGUUCCGGAAGCUCGGACCGAUCGCGGUCUUCUCCGCCAGACGGCACUGGACGGCCCCACGCAGCGUUCGAUUGCAGAAAAAAAGCAACACUCUCAUGCUGGGUGGGGGCGGCGGCAACGUGGCUGGAACGAUUGAUCGCCAACAGUACCGGGGCGGCAUGGUCAAGGGUAAUCACAGCCACAGUACUAAUAGUUACAGUACCAAUAGUAGCGUUUCCGCCAGCCAUCAGCUAGGCGGGGGUUUGCGGUGCUGUGGCGAAUGUGCCAACAAGACAAACUACUAUAACGACAACCGGGCGUGUGAGGUGUGUCUGAAGAACGUAUGCAACGUGUCGGAGCGCGACUUCAGGGCCCUGAAAAUGCAGGAGGAGGUCGGACGGCCGGGUACCGUCAACGACGAUGUGAACGACAUCGCCAGCUUUGGGUUUAAUGUUCGAGGCGAUGCACCCGUCAUGAUAGCAACCGUCGAAAUCAACUCCCUGGCUGACCUCGGCGGCCUGAAAGAAGGCGACUUCAUCGUGGAAUUGUGCGGCUAUGACGUUAAGUGGUACACGCUGCAGCAGCUGUUAAAGCUAAUUAGGAACUGCGGGACGAGCCUCGAGUUGAAAGUAAUCACUCCGAUGGAUCGCAACUACCUAAAGCCAAUCGUUUCAAGCCACUGCAGCAAGGGGUCCAUCUCAACCCUAUCAGGUAGCUCGUCCGGUAUCUCGUCCGGUGCACCGUCACCGACCGGCACCACCACCAAGCCGAUCAAGUCCCGUUCGAAGCUCGGCAAAACGCGCCUCAGCAGCUUUACCUCCGGCAGCUGGAACCCCUUCCGGCGUUCGCAGAGCCUAGGAAAAAUAUUCUAGAAAAAAGUUCAAAGUUGUCUGUGCAGCUUAGCUAAACCCAAGCGAUGGCAACGGAUGAAGUCAGGCUUACUCCCGCAUUGAUUCAACCGCAUGGGAGGAGUGCUGUUUCGUUUUUUCUAUUUUUUUCAUUUUUGCAGUUUCAUAAAAAUAUACUAUGUAGUACACUAUAUAAUAUACAUGUAGAUAGAACCGCAUCAAGCCUUGUUAGAUAACUAGUGCUAAUGCUACACAUGAAGGGUAGAGUAAAAGCCGUUACUACGACACACGUCGUUACGGUUGUAUAACUAACACCGUUUAGCUAAAAGGCGAGUGUUGACUAUAAGUAAAGUAGAAACCACAAAAUCCCAUCUAGGAAUAUACUGUUUUAACACAUGUACACGUAGACAUUGUUGCUCAAACGUUGUAAAAUAAAAGUAACGACUA
Messenger RNA from Anopheles cruzii, 2924 nucleotides. RefSeq names its product rhophilin-2 (gene Rhp). Bases 129 to 2501 code for a protein of 790 amino acids. The record is from RefSeq and is a predicted model, not a curated record. Gene Ontology annotation, molecular function: protein binding. Lineage: Eukaryota; Metazoa; Arthropoda; Insecta; Diptera; Culicidae. Gene Ontology annotation, biological process: signal transduction; negative regulation of stress fiber assembly. The transcript is spliced from 10 exons.